GAAAUCGGAACUUUGGCGGGGAAGCCGGAGCUAGGCCUGGCGACAGGCUGGUGACUCAAGGUAACGCAGAUCUGGUUUGGGGAAAGCGUCGGGGCUGACCCCUUUCGGUCAAGUGUCUUACACAAUGGCGGAGGAUGAACUGGCCCUCUUUGAUAAAAGUAUAAAUGAAUUCGGAAGUAAGUUCAUAAACAUUUUCAGUGACACCCCCUGUCAGAUGGUGGGUCUAAGAGAUGCCUACAAGGACUCCAUUAAAGCACUUGCAGAAAAACUGUCGGUGAAAUUGAAGGAAGAAGAACGAAUGGUUGAGAUGUUUCUGGAAUAUCAAAAUCAGAUUUGCAGGCAGAAUAAGCUCAUUCAAGAAAAAAAGGAGAAUCUAUUAAAGUUGAUCACUGAAGUAAAAGGCAAAAAGCAGGAACUAGAAGUACUAACUGCAAAAAUCCAGGAUCUUAAGGAAGAAUAUUUUAGAAAGAAAGAAACUAUUUCUAGUGCUAACAAAGCUAAUGAAGAGAGAUUGAAAAGACUACAGAAAUCAGCAGAUUUGUAUAAAGAUCGACUGGGACUAGAAAUUAGAAAAAUUUAUGGUGAUAAACUGCAGUUUAUAUUCACUGGUAUUGACCCUAAGCAUCCUGAGAGUCCAUUUAUGUUUUCCCUGCAUCUAAAUGAAGCAAGAGACUAUGAAGUUUCAGAUAGUGCUCCUCAUCUUGAGUGCCUAGCAGAAUUUCAAGAGAACGUAAGGAAGACUAACAAUUUUUCAGCUUUUCUUGCCAAUGUUCGGAAAGCUUUUACCACUAUGGUUUAUAAUUAAUGUAUAAAUAGUAUUUAAAAGCAGUUGGAUUUUCUUUUCUGUCAUGUCUUUUUAUAAAAGAAAGUCCCAUCUAUUUUCUGA
This is a messenger RNA of Sciurus carolinensis (gray squirrel), 886 nucleotides long. It is a transcript of the gene Spc25, whose product is annotated as SPC25 component of NDC80 kinetochore complex. The record is from RefSeq and is a predicted model, not a curated record. The transcript is spliced from 7 exons. Bases 125 to 805 code for a protein of 226 amino acids. Lineage: Eukaryota; Metazoa; Chordata; Mammalia; Rodentia; Sciuridae. Gene Ontology annotation, cellular component: Ndc80 complex. Gene Ontology annotation, biological process: chromosome segregation.